CCUAGGAGUGUCAUGUAACAACUUAAAAUUUUCAUGUGAAAACAGAAAAUGGCUUCAAGAGGAACAACAGAGACCAGUAAACUAAAACAAAACUUGGAAGAGCAGUUGGAUAGAUUAAUGCAACAGCUUCAAGAUCUGGAGGAAUGCAGAGAGGAGCUAGAUGCAGAUGAGUAUGAAGAGACCAAAAAAGAAACUUUAGAACAGCUGAGUGAGAUCAAUGACUCGCUGAAGAAGAUUAUGUCUGGAGAUAUGACUUUAGUGGACGAGCUCAGCGGGAUGCAACUGGCAAUACAAGCAGCCAUCAGCCAAGCAUUUAAAACUCCAGAAGUAAUUAGAAUGUUUGCAAAGAAACAACCAAAGCAAUUAAGGACAAGGUUGGCAGAGAUGGACCGAGACUUAAUGGUUGGGAAGUUGGAACGAGAUCUAUAUACUCAGCAGAAAGUGGAAAUCCUGACUGCCCUCAGAAAGCUUGGUGAGAAGCUCACGCCAGAGGAGGAGAUGUUCUUGUCAGCAAAUGCUGGUGCAGCCCUGAGCCAGUUUGAGAGAGUCUCCACUGGCCUUGGAUCAGGAGACAAAGUCUUUGCUCUAGCAAGUUUUGAAGUAGAAAAGGCAAAACAAUGAAGAGGUGCGUGAGGCUUGGGUCUCUCCAGUUAUCAGCAGCAUUGGACUUCUGUCAUAUGCAUUUGUUUUUUUCUAUUUUUAACAAAACCCAAACCCUAAACCUCUUGGGUUCUUAACCAGAAGAUAUGAAGUAAACAGCCUAAGUGCACUUUGGAACCUUGGUGUCUAUACCCUUAGUAAUAUAAGCUCUGAGGCUGAACACUAAGUGGUACUCUAAAAACAGAAGCAUGGUAUGACUGUCUUUGGAAAUAAUUGGCUAUUCUGAACUUUUCAGAAUGUGUAUUUCUCUAUUAAAACAUGAUCUUUUUGC
Messenger RNA from Pterocles gutturalis (yellow-throated sandgrouse), 931 nucleotides. It is a transcript of the gene LZIC, whose product is annotated as leucine zipper and CTNNBIP1 domain containing. Gene Ontology annotation, molecular function: beta-catenin binding. The transcript has 6 exons. Gene Ontology annotation, biological process: negative regulation of Wnt signaling pathway. The record is from RefSeq and is a predicted model, not a curated record. Lineage: Eukaryota; Metazoa; Chordata; Aves; Pterocliformes; Pteroclidae. Gene Ontology annotation, cellular component: cytosol; nucleus; beta-catenin destruction complex. The coding region runs from base 49 to 621 and encodes 190 amino acids.